Temnothorax curvispinosus is the source of this 1537-nucleotide messenger RNA. RefSeq lists its product as uncharacterized. Gene Ontology annotation, molecular function: odorant binding; olfactory receptor activity. The transcript is spliced from 5 exons. Bases 302 to 1537 code for a protein of 411 amino acids. The record is from RefSeq and is a predicted model, not a curated record. Gene Ontology annotation, cellular component: plasma membrane. NCBI's taxonomy places the organism in Eukaryota, Metazoa, Arthropoda, Insecta, Hymenoptera, Formicidae. Gene Ontology annotation, biological process: sensory perception of smell; detection of chemical stimulus involved in sensory perception of smell.
ACGUACCGUAAUUCACAUAUUUACACACAAUAGUAAAAAAUUUUUUUUAUUAAAACAAUACUGCACCAUCCUUUAUCUUUUCAUGACGGUUUCCGUACAUUCUCUCCCAAACGGUCAACGCUACAUUUCCACGACUAGCAAUUAUCGAUCAGAUGUGCAUGCGUCUCUGUCCGGAAGCACAUACAUCACCCUGCCCGUUCAUUAAACCGCUCUAAAGAUUUGCGCACGCGCUCAUUUGAACGUAGCUCUAGUCAGUGCACCGUUCGCCGUAGUCAGUGCAUCGUACGUCUCCGCGACAAUCAUGACGUAUUCUUACUAUGUGACAAGGGGCAUCGAGCUUCCCUAUAGAAGCGAUAACAAUUAUAGUCUUCAACUGACUCGUUGGUUUCUCUUACCGAUUGGUGCUUGGCCGCGAAUGAGCACGGCCACGAGGGUAGAAAAGCUCCCCUCGCAUAUGCACAUUUUAACGUGCGCGUCCUUAAUAGCGAUCGUCAUGGUGCCGUGUGUGUUAUACGUGUCGCUGGAAGAGAAAGAUUUUGAGAUCAAAGUAAGCGUGAUGGGUCCGCUGAGCCACUGGAUCAUGGGCAUGAUCAAUUACUGUUUGCUCCUCGCGCGCGGCGACGACAUCCGCGAGUGCGUGCUGCACAUGGAGACGGACUGGCGGCUCGUUCGAAAGAUCGAGGAUCGUCAAAUAAUGAUGCGACAAGCCAAGAUCGGCCGCUUUGUCGCCGGAUUCUGCGCGUUGUUCAUGCAGAGUGGCACAUUAUUGUUCGCUGUCGCGAAAUCGCUGUCAACCACUAUCGUCAUCGUCGGCAACGAAACCGUCUCGAUGCAUCCGAUGACUUGUCCAAUUUACACCAAAUUCAUCGACACGAGAUUCAGCCCCGUGAACGAAAUUAUGGUGGGUGUGGAGUGGCUAUCGUGUUUUAUAGUGAACUCUGUUACGGUGGGCGCUUGCAGCCUCGACGCUGUCUUCGCGAUGCACGCGUAUGGUCAGCUAAACAUGCUGUUUUCGUGGUUAAACGAACUCGUCGUAGACGAAGAUAGGGAGAACAAAUACGUUGAGCAAAGGCUGGCUGUUAUCGUGGAGCAUCACUUAAGGGUGUUGAGUUUUAUAUCGCGUAUGGAAACCAUUAUGCGAAAUAUCUGUCUCGUGGAAUUGCUGGGAUGUACGAUGAAUAUGUGUUUACUUGCAUAUUAUUUUAUUACGAAUUUGGACUCAUUUGAUGCGGCAAAAACAACGUCAUAUGUCAUUAUAUACCUGUCUAUGGCUUUCAAUAUUUUUAUAUUUUGUUACAUCGGUGAGAUUCUCACAGAACAGUGCAAGAGUGUCGGCGAAAAAGCGUAUAUGAUAAAUUGGUAUGAAUUGCCACACAAAACUGCUCUUGGACUUAUUUUGGUGAUAGCACGAUCGAGUAACGUUAUCAAGAUGACUGCUGGAAAAUUAUUUCAGUUAUCUAUCGCAACUUUCGGUGAUGUAAUUAAAACUUCCGUGGUAUAUUUGAAUAUGUUGCGAACAAUGUCAACCUCUGCGUGA